CCACUAGCCUGAGAGGGUCUGUGCAUGUCCAAGCUGAGGGCAGCAGAUGCUGGACCUCGGGAGCCCUCUGCACCAAGUGAACAAGGCAGGCCUGCAGAGACCAGCUUGCCAACAGCUGGACUUGAUCACCAGCUUGAAGCUGAGAUCAUGCACUGGGUAGAAUAACAAGCGGACUUUGUUCUCUCUGGCUAUGCAAAGUGUUGUUUUCCAAGGAAUUGCCACAGCAGCAGACAGAAAACCAGAGCUCACCACCUGGACCCUUGAGUCAUUUCAGAGAACCAAAGUUCCUGGGAAGUGUGCAGGAUGAUGGUGGCCCUUCCGGGAGCUUCUGCUUCACUGGUUCUCUUUCUCGCAGCAUUUCUGCCCCCACUACAACAUGCCCAGGACCCAGCCAUGGUACACUACAUCUACCAGCGCUUCCAAGUCUUGGAGCAAGGGCUGGAAAAAUGUGCCCAAACAACAAGGGCCUAUAUUCAAGAUUUCCAGGAAUUCUCAAAAAACCUAUCCACCAUGCUGGGGAGGUGUCAGACCCACACGAAUGAGUACAGGAGUGCAGUGGAUAACCUUGCCCUGAGAGUGGAGCGUGCCCAGCGGGAGAUCGACUACCUGCAAUACCUCAGGGAAUCUGACUUCUGCGUUGAAUCGGAGGAGAAGACAUCAGCUGAAAAGGUGCUUCAAGAAGCAGAAGAAGAAAAGAAGAUCCGAACCCUGUUGAACACAAGCUGUGACAACAUGCUAAUGGCUAUAAAGUCUCUGAAAAUAGUGAAGAAGACCGUGGACCCAGAGGGCUCUUGGAUGAAGGAUGCUGGCAGUACCUCUGCUAAAGUGUAUCUAUUAGCUGGAUCCAGAAACAACACAGUUUGGGAAUUUGCAAACUUGCGGGCCUUCAUGGAAGAUAGUGUGAAGCCUGGUCCCCGGAAGCUAACCUUACCACUUUCCUGGCAGGGAUCAGGGCAAGUGGUCUACCAGAGUUUCCUAUUUUUUCACAAUCAAGGAACUUCUAAUGAGAUAAUUAAAUAUAAUCUGCAGAAGAAGACUGUGGAAGAUCGAAUGCUUCUUCCAGGAGGGGCAGGCCGAGCACCCAUCUACCAACACUCCCUCUCUACAUACAUUGACCUUGCUGUGGAUGAACAUGGACUGUGGGCCAUUCACUCAGGACCAGGUAUCCAAGGCCAUUUGGUUCUCACAAAAAUUGAGGCUGGCACUUUAGGAAUAGAGCAUUCAUGGGAUACGCCGUGUAGAAGCCAGGAUGCUGAAGCAUCAUUCCUCCUGUGUGGGGUCCUCUAUGUUGUCUACAGUUCCGGUGGCCAGGGCCCUCAUCGAAUCACCUGUGUCUAUGACCCACUGGGCACUGUCAGGGAGGAGCAUCUGCCCAAUUUGUUCUUCCCUAGGCGGGCAAGGAGUCACUCCAUGAUCCAUUACAACCCCAGAGAUAAGCAGCUGUAUGCCUGGAAUGAAGGCUAUCAGAUCAUUUACAAACUCCAGACAAAGAAAAAACUGCCUCUGGAGUAAUGGACAGCAGUUUGCAGAAAGAGUUGUGUGGCUUAGGCAGUGGUUUUUCCGGGACACUGAGGUCAUGGCCCCUUUACAUUGGAGUAUCAUAGGAAUGAGUUCUAAAAUUUAAAAUACAUAUUCUUUCUUUCUCAAAUGUUACCGCCUUAGGUAUCUUUUGAGAGCAUAGAUGAGGUCACAAUUUAGACCAAUACCUUGCCCUCACCCAAAUCUGAUGGGGAUUAAGGUCUCUUCCAUCUGGUUUAGUUAUUUCCAAUCCUUCCUUUUUUCUUUCAGCAUUUUCUCUGACUCUGCCCUAUUUCUUAUCCAGCAACUAGGAUCUUGCCCGUCCUGGUGUUGACUUCUUCUCUGGACUUCACUCAGGCUCUGUUCUCUUUUUCAAAUGCUUAUAAAGAUUUUUCAUUGUCCAACUGUACAUUUCUUGUUGCUGACAAGAAGCAACUUAAGAGAGAAAGGGUUUAUACCAGCUUAUUGUUUUAAAAGAAGCCAGGCACAGUGGUGCACACCUUUUACCCUGGUCUCCAGGAAGCUUAGGAAGGUGGAUCUCUGUGUGUUUGAGGUCAACCUGGUCUACAUGGUAAGUUCCAGGGCCAACAGGGCAAUACAGUGAGCGCUUGUCUUAAAAAAAAAUGGAUAUAGUCCACCAUAGUAGUAGUGAAAGUAUGGUAGCAGGAGCAUCAGAUGUUCAAGUCACAUCUGUAAUCAGGAUGCAGGAAGCAAACAGGAAGAAAGGCUACAUACACUAAGAAACUUAAAGGCUUGCUCUCAUAGUAACGCACUACUCGUCAUAGUGACACAAGACCUGCAUUCAGCUGGGAACCAAGCGUUCAUGUGAGCUUCUGGGGCACAUACUCAUCGGACCACAACACCCAGGAAACACUAUUUCUUCUUGGUGCCUAAUUUUUAUUUCCUCUAGCCUUGCUCUUCUGUCAAGCCAAGUGGAUACAGUAACAGUGUGAAAUCAUGAAUAGUUGGAUGUUACUUUCUAGUUACAAAGCUCUUUUUACAUUGUUUAAUUGUCUUUUCUCUUUGUCAGGUUUGUACACAUCUUCAUAGUUGCUAAGUUAGAGGUGAGAGUUCAGGUGAGUUAUUCAAAGUAGCAAACUACAAAAGAGCUAGAAAGACUGCAAACCUCUUAGUAUUUCCAUCAUCCAAGAAAGGAAAUAUCAAUUAGGCACUUUUCCCACUUAUCCUUAAUCAGUGUGUCCAUCAGUUCAGCCUAAAAAUAACACUCUGCCCCUUAGCCAGUUUUCAUGUAUGCACAACGUCUUAUAUAUAGGUCUUUCAAAGUCUGCUUUAUCUAAAAAACCAGUCCAAGGUAAGGAUGCAAUUCUAGCCUCAUCUUGUUUUUUUGUUGCCUGCUUCUUUCUUCUUGCUUUCAGUGUAAUAAAAGUGAGAUUAAGCAGAUAA
Rattus norvegicus (Norway rat) is the source of this 2922-nucleotide messenger RNA. RefSeq names its product olfactomedin-like 1 (gene Olfml1). The record is from RefSeq and is marked provisional. Gene Ontology annotation, cellular component: extracellular region. Lineage: Eukaryota; Metazoa; Chordata; Mammalia; Rodentia; Muridae. The coding region runs from base 304 to 1512 and encodes 402 amino acids. The transcript is spliced from 3 exons.